CCCAUCCGCCAUGUUUUCAGGCCGGGUCAGCCUUGGUCUUUCCCCGUAAGGAAAUGGCUGAGGAGCUUCAGGGAACCCAGGCGCCGUUGCCUCCGCGGAGCCCGGGCUGACGAGGCAGGGCAGCGGGGUAAACCGGAGAGGUUCUGCGCGGGGCGGGGCGGCGCGGCCAUGGCGUCCAGCAGUAACUGGCUGUCCGGGGUGAAUGUCGUGCUGGUGAUGGCCUACGGGAGCCUGGUGUUUGUACUGCUAUUUAUUUUUGUGAAGAGGCAAAUCAUGCGCUUUGCAAUGAAAUCCCGACGGGGACCUCAUGUCCCUGUGGGACACAAUGCCCCCAAGGACUUAAAAGAGGAGAUCGAUAUCCGACUAUCCAGGGUUCAGGAUAUCAAGUAUGAACCUCAGCUCCUUGCAGAUGAUGAUGCAAGACUGCUACAGCUGGAAACCCAGGGAAAUCAGAAUUGCUACAACUAUCUAUACAGGAUGAAAGCUCUGGAUGCCAUCCGUGCCUCUGAGAUCCCAUUUCAUUCUGAAGGCCGGCAUCCCCGUUCCUUAAUGGGCAAGAAUUUCCGCUCCUACCUACUAGAUCUUCGAAACAGUAGUACUCCUUUCAAAGGUGUGCGCAAAGCACUCAUUGAUACUCUGCUGGAUGGCUAUGAGACAGCCCGCUAUGGGACAGGGGUCUUUGGCCAGAGUGAGUACCUGCACUAUCAGGAGGCCCUGAGUGAGCUGGCCACAAUCGUCAAAGCACGAAGUGGGAGCUCUCAGCGACAACACCAGUCAGCAGCCAAAGACCUAACCCAGUCUCCUGAAGUCUCCCCAACAACCAUCCAGAGUUUUCAAAGGGCCCUGGGACUUAAGAAGAUGGUUGACAGGUGGCGAAAUUCACACACUCACUGUCUGUGGCAGAUGACAUUGAGCCAGAGGAGAAACCCAUAUGCCACCCUAAGGAUGCGGAACACCAUGGUACAGGAGUUGGCACUGGCCAACAAGCAACUACUGAUGGUCCGUCAAGCCGCCCUGCACCAGCUGUUUGAAAAGGAGCAUCAGCAGUACCAGCAGGAACUAAAUCAGAUGGGCAAAGCUUUUUACUUAGAGAGACUCUGAUGGCAUCCAAAACAUUGUCCUUCCAUUCUCACCAUGCCUGCGAACCUAGCCUUCUUGAGCCCCUGCCACCUUGAACGUCCUUCCCAAAACACACCUGGAUCUAGUUAUCUGCCCAGGACUUAACACAGUGCUCCCACUCUCACCUCUUUCACUCUCCUGUCAACCCCCUGGUGCUAUUUGGGAAAGAAUCUAUGAGACAUUGGUAAAAACAACAGUGACACCUUGUGGUCAGAAUGAGGUAUGCAGUGUUGAUGUAAGUGAAGUGGGGGGAGGGGGGUUGAGAGAUGGACAUUGUGAGAGUAGAGGAUCUUGAUUUGGUUUAACAAAUAAAGCUAGCUCUUAAAGGUUCAAA
This is a messenger RNA of Diceros bicornis minor, 1453 nucleotides long. RefSeq names its product chromosome 4 C1orf43 homolog (gene LTAP1). NCBI's taxonomy places the organism in Eukaryota, Metazoa, Chordata, Mammalia, Perissodactyla, Rhinocerotidae. The transcript is spliced from 10 exons. The coding region runs from base 169 to 1101 and encodes 310 amino acids. Gene Ontology annotation, biological process: phagocytosis. The record is from RefSeq and is a predicted model, not a curated record.